Messenger RNA from Vidua chalybeata, 712 nucleotides. RefSeq names its product transmembrane 4 L six family member 1 (gene TM4SF1). The record is from RefSeq and is a predicted model, not a curated record. Lineage: Eukaryota; Metazoa; Chordata; Aves; Passeriformes; Viduidae. Gene Ontology annotation, cellular component: membrane. The transcript has 5 exons. Bases 1 to 603 code for a protein of 200 amino acids.
AUGUGUUUUGGAAGGUGUGCUAGAUGUGUUGGUUAUAAGUUGCUCAUCCUUGCCCUCCUCUGCAUUGUGGCCAACAUUUUACUUUAUUUUCCCAAUGGCGAAACAAGAUUUGCUUCAGAGCAUCACCUCAGCAAAUAUGUGGAGUGCCUUCAUGGCAUUCUAGGUGGAGGCUUUCUGGUACUCAUUCCAGCUGCGGUGUUCAUUGGGCUUCACAAUGACGACUGCUGUGGCCACGAGGGCUGUGGAAAGAGCUGUGUGAUGCUGUCCUCAGUUCUGGCAGCCUUUGUUGGGAUCCUUGGCUCUGGAUACUGUAUAAUAAUUUCAGCACUGGGCUUGUCUCAAGGACCAUAUUGUCUUACCCACCUAGAAAGAAACUGGAUCUAUCCUUUCACUGACUCCUCUGGAGGGUACUUGUUUGAGUAUAACAAGUGGUCGGACUGUCAGGAACCUCAAAACAUUGUGCAGUGGAACAUCACUCUCUUUUCCAUCCUCCUUGUUUUGGGAGGAAUAGAAUUCAUUCUGUGCUUCAUACAGAUAAUCAAUGGUAUUCUUGGAGGACUGUGUGGAUUGUGCUGCAGUCAUGAGGAGACAUAUGUUUGCUAGAAACCUGACAAUGUGUUGACAUCAGUGCAUGUGUGUGCUGUAAUGAAUAUACUGUGGAUUUUUUUUAAACAUUCCAGGCAAACUAAAAUACACAUUGUUGUCAAACUGU